UAUAUAUAUAUAUAUAUAAAAGAGAAAACAAUGAGGCCUAAAAGGAGAAAUGAGAAGCAAGUGUCAAGCUGAGGAGUUAAACACAAAGCAGGCAUGUCUUCUCAAAUGCAGGUGUUUUCCUCUCCCUCCGUGUCCUCCAGUGGCAUGUCCCGCUCCAAGAAACUGAAGUUAGAAAACCAUGCAUGGAGCGUGAGCAGCCAGUCAAGUGAGAGCAACUACUACCAGCACAGCCCGAACCAGCUGAAUGGCUCCUCCCCUUCCACAUCUGGAUUCAACCCCAAUUACAACUCCUCCAGCCUGGUCUUUCCUUCUUCUGGAGGCUCGCGGGAACAGACAGUGCUACGUGCUGCAGACAGCACCGGCAGCGUCCCAGAGCCUUCAUCCUCCUCCUCCUCAUCAUCCACAUCCAGUCAACGUGGAAAAGAUGUGGGCUCCACCUCUCUGAGAUGUGAGGGCAAUCAGAAGCAGGGCAGUCUGAAGCGGAAGAGCGAGGAGGUUGACAGCAGCGACAGUGUGCAGAUUUUGGAGGAGCUGUCGGCUCCUGUGCUCCCCAACCGUGUGGCUGGAGGUGGAGGCAAUGCCACGGCUCAGUCCAUCGCUCAUUCCACGUCCACCACCAAAAGCAGCAACUCCCACAGUGAGGGCGACUACCAGCUGGUGCAGCACGAGAUCCUCUGCUCCGUCUCCAACAGCUACGAGGUUCUGGAGUUCCUCGGCCGGGGAACAUUCGGACAGGUCGCGAAAUGCUGGAAGCGUGGGACUAAUGAGAUCAUGGCCAUAAAGAUUCUCAAGAAUCAUCCGUCAUAUGCCCGCCAGGGUCAAAUAGAGGUGAGCAUCCUCAGCCGUCUGAGCUCAGAGAAUGCAGACGAGUUCAAUUUUGUGCGCUCUUACGAGUGCUUCCAGCACAAGAACCACACGUGUCUGGUGUUUGAGAUGCUGGAGCAGAACCUCUACGACUUCCUCAAGCACAGCAAGUUCAGCCCGCUGCUCCUCAAGUGUAUCCGGCCGGUCCUGCAGCAGGUUGCCACAGCGCUGAUGAAGCUGAAGAGUUUGGGUCUCAUCCACGCUGAUCUGAAGCCUGAGAACAUCAUGCUGGUGGACCCCAUCAGACAGCCCUACAGAGUCAAAGUCAUCGACUUCGGUUCAGCGAGUCACGUCUCGAAGGCGGUGUGCUCCACCUACCUGCAGUCUAGAUACUACCGAGCUCCUGAGAUCAUUCUGGGCCUUCCGUUCUGUGAGGCCAUUGACAUGUGGUCACUAGGUUGUGUCAUUGCUGAAUUGUUUCUGGGCUGGCCUUUGUAUCCGGGAGCCUCAGAAUAUGAUCAGAUUCGGUACAUUUCCCAGACUCAAGGUUUGCCAGCUGAGUAUCUCCUGAGCGCCGGCACUAAAAGCAGCCGUUUCUUCCACAGAGGCCCAGACUCCAGUUACCCUCUCUGGAGACUCAAGACCCCCGCAGAGCACGAAGCAGAGUUUGGGAUAAAGUCCAAAGAGGCUCGCAAGUACAUUUUCAACUGCCUCGACGACAUGAUGCAGGUGAACAUGACUAACCUGGAGGGCACAGAUAUUUUGGCAGAGAAGGCUGAUCGGAGGGAGUUCAUUGACCUGCUGAAGAAAAUGCUAACUCUAGACGCAGACAAGCGGAUCACGCCUACCAAGACCCUCAACCACCCGUUUGUGACGAUGGCUCACCUUCUUCACUUCCCACACAGCUCACAUGUGAAGUCCUGCUUCCAAAACAUGGAGAUCUGUAAGCGCAGGUGUACUGCCUUCGACAACAACAAGAACCUGUUUGCCAGCCACAACACGCCCAGCGCAGCCGCCAACCUCACCGUCACCUUCAGCAGUCAACUCAAUCAGCACAGUCAGAUGGCCUCCUCGGGUGGCCAGUCCCUUUCUCUUAGCAGCAACGUCCCUUUACUGAACUACCAGCCUGGUCUGUACCAGCAGGCCACUAUAAAUAUACCAGGCUUGGCUCAGCAGAGUGUGCCAUUGCAGGCUCGCCCUACUCAGCUGUGUGCCCAGACUGAGCCCUUCCAGCAAACCCUCAUUGUGUGCCCUCCUACCAUCCAGGGGCUGCAGACCUCCAAUAAACACGCUGGAUAUCCAGUGAGAAUGGACAACUCUGUACCCAUAGUGCCCCAGAACCAGUCCACCCAGCCUCUACACAUUCAGCCCAGCAUGCUCACACAGUUCCUCCACACAUCCCUCUAUCCCUUCCCCAACCAUAGCAGCAGCAACACGCCGCUGACGGUGGCCUCCCUGCGUCUUCCAGUGGCGGGAAUGACGCCGCUGGCUUUGGGCUCCCGCGGUCUGGAGCAGAGUGCCACCAUGCUGCAGGGCUGGCCUGCAGGGACCCAGCAGAUCCUCAUUCCCUCUUCAUGGCAGCAGAUGUCAGGCAUGACCAUGCACAAUCCCAGCCAGCCUGUGCUGUCCGACUCACCCAUGGGCUCUCUGCUCUCGGACAACACCACCCAACAGAACAGCAGCUGGAGGGGUCGUGGAGGUCAGUGCGAUGGGACGCAGCAGGGCUCUGCACAGGGGUGUAACGUGAGCACACAGCCCUCCCACACAAAGGCAGCCAGCAGUCGUACACAGCAGAGUGGAGUAAAGAGGUCAAAGGGUCGACAUGCUGAGAGCAGAGCCAGACCCACGUCCUCCCAGCAGCCGACUUCUUCAGUAGCGCACAACUGUGGUGAUGUGUCCCAGCCCAUCAUCAUCUCGGACACGCCGAGCCCCGCUGUCAGCAUCAUCACCAUCCACAGUGAUACUGAGGACGAGGACGACAGGAAGUUUCCUCCUGAAAGCUUUAGUGUGAACCAGCGUACAAACGUCAUCAGCUGUGUGACUGUCCAUGACUCCCAGGACUCGGACUCGUCCACCAGCACCCCUCUCAGCCCCAAAUGCCUUCCCAACUUCAUUGAGAACAACACACACUCCAAGUCUCUAGCCGUGGUCCCGCCGUCAGUGAAAACACAGCUCUGGGAUGGAGCGUCAGGAGAGCAACGUACUAAUGGUUCUGGAAAAUCAAAGAAAGGAACGUCCUCACAGUCCAGCGACCGACAUCAGAGAGCAGCAUCAAACAGAUCUCAGCCUCUCAACCUGAGCCAGGCGCAGCAAUCAGUGAUGUCAUCCCACGACCGUGCAGGGGGCGGAUCCCUGAGACGCCAGCCCACCUACCCUCCUACAGGCCCCUCCCACUCCUAUAGGCUUCAUGAAGCAUCGCUCUUCGGCUCUGCCUCCAGUCUGUAUGCAUACCCUGCAUCUGCAGCCCUGGCCUCAGUGUCGCAGGCCGUGGACCAGCUGCACAAUUCAGCCGCUUCCUCCUGUUCCUCCUCCUCCGGCCGGCACACACGCCCCGCCGGCCCGUACUCAGCCUCUCUGAGCCUUCUGCAGAAGAACAGUGCCAUGGGCGUCAUAGCUCCAUACCAGCAACAGCAGCUCUCCACACCGUCCUAUCAGCGGCCUGCGGCAUUUCCCCUCAGCCAGAGGAAACUCAACCAGUACCGCUACCUGUGAGGAGCAGCCGUCUGAACAUGUGCUAUGACAUAUGGGUAAUACCAGAAUGGUGUCAUGGAUGUUUAAGUGGAAAUUUCAUUUUAGCUUCUUCUUUUAGUGUUUUAUUUUCUUUAAAGCAUUUCAGUGGAUCAUGUCUUGCAUUUUAGAUCAUUUCAAACCAUAAAGCAAACACAAAACACUGAAAUGGUUUUUAAACUAUUUCUUAAAGGUCACGUUUUUCGUGUGUUUUUUUGAAGCUUUGAUUGUGUUUACAGUGUGCAAUAUAACAUGUGUUCAUGUUUCGCGUGUAAAAAAACAGUAUUUUUCACACAAUUCACCUAUCUGUAUAUCGCUGUUUUCACUGUCAUAAAAAUGGGCUGAUGACUUCCUUGUUCUAUGAAGUCCCUCCUUCAGAAACACGUAACGAGUUCUGAUUGUGCCAGCGGUUCCUGUGUUGUGAUU
Carassius carassius (crucian carp) is the source of this 3957-nucleotide messenger RNA. Its product is annotated as homeodomain-interacting protein kinase 1-like. Bases 94 to 3516 code for a protein of 1140 amino acids. Gene Ontology annotation, molecular function: protein serine/threonine kinase activity; protein tyrosine kinase activity; ATP binding. NCBI's taxonomy places the organism in Eukaryota, Metazoa, Chordata, Actinopteri, Cypriniformes, Cyprinidae. Gene Ontology annotation, biological process: peptidyl-serine phosphorylation; intrinsic apoptotic signaling pathway in response to DNA damage by p53 class mediator; smoothened signaling pathway. The record is from RefSeq and is a predicted model, not a curated record. Gene Ontology annotation, cellular component: nucleus; PML body; cytoplasm. The transcript has 17 exons.